Molecule: messenger RNA, 1824 nt
Organism: Ogataea philodendri
Lineage: Eukaryota; Fungi; Ascomycota; Pichiomycetes; Pichiales; Pichiaceae
Exons: 1
Coding region: 1-1824 (607 amino acids)
Biological process (GO): signal transduction; regulation of GTPase activity
Cellular component (GO): cytoplasm
Source: RefSeq, a predicted model, not a curated record
AUGACAGACAAACCGGAAUCCUCGUCACUCUUGCAAGAGCCACGGAUAUUGGAGAUUCUGAACUCUGACUCGUCGCUGGAUUUGCUGCUGUCAAGAUUGAAGCAGUCUAUCAAGGCAUGUGACGAGUUUGCAAACUAUUUAAAGCGAAAACAGAACUCUGAGGAAAACUACGCCAGAGACGUGAAGAGAGCAGCUUCGAGUUGCAAGUCCUCAAUCAGGUCCAACACUUCGGUUUCCAAGGGAUCUUUUGUUGAGUCUUUGGAGAAGGUCAUCGCGUUUGAUGACCGUAUCAUGGGCGAUGUCCGCUCCCCUUACUCUAAGGCGUUGGAAAAAAUGCAAGACGAAUUGAAUUCCGUUUCUGCUACAUUCGUUCGCUUGCGCAAACAGCUCAAAGAAGAAGGUCACAAACGCGAAAAGGACGUUCAGGACGCGGUCUCCCAAGCAGAGAAGGCCAAAAAUAGAUACAAUUCUCUCUGCAGCGAUCUCGAGAGACUCAGACAAUCAGACCAGUCUCAGAAGAAGAUCACGCUGCAAGGACGAAAGACAGGCUCCCAACAGGAGGAAGACCUUGUGCGCAAAAUCAAUGCUGCCGACCAGGAGUAUAAUGCGAAGGCCAACGCUUCCCAGAAAGCCAAAAAUGAGCUCAUCAACACACAUCGUCCAAAACUGUCCAAACGGUUUCAGGAUCUCAUUUUGGAGCUCGACACUGCUCUCCAACUCCAGCUACAAAAGUACGCUGCCUAUAAUGAGUCCUUGAUCGUUGGUCUCGGUAACCAAAUCGCUCCAUUGGGAUCCAACCAUACAUCAAUGGCCUCUGUCGCUGCCUCUGUCAAUCCAGAACAGAACCUUUACAAUUACCUCAUGGGCUCGCAGAUCAAAAAGAAGCAAUCUUUCGUUCCUGUGGAAUACACCAAGCAUCCUCUUUUCAAGUCUACUCCCACUGCCCAGUUCCGUGUUCCUGCCACUCCCCCAGCCACAAGCAAAGCUCCAAAAGUUAUUUCUCCACCAACAGUUUCCAAAUCCACGUUAUCGCCGUCUCUGGGGCCUGUUUCAGACCCAUUCCCAGCUGCUCCGACCGCUCCUGUGUACUCUUCGCUUGAUCCAACGCGUUCAGCACCAGGUGGGACUGCUGCUGCCGCAUCUCCAGCAGGAUUGUCAGGACCGCGUCCUAUCAGCACGGAGCCCUCCGCUGACCCUUCAUCCAACUCUUAUAGUGGGCUGUUGUUUGGUCUUCCAAUAGAAAGUGUCGACCACGACGAGGAAAUGGUUCCUGUGUUUGUGAAGAAGUGUAUCAAUUUGAUUGAGACUUAUGGAGUCAAUUCCGAGGGAAUUUAUCGGUCAAGCCCAAACAAAUUCAAGCUGGAGGAGCUUAAACAUGCUAUCGAUCAAGAUCCAUCCAAUCUGUCGCUUCUGGAUCCGCCGGAUCCUAUGAACGUUACCGACGAUUAUGUCUAUAUGAUUGCUUCAUUACUGAAGCUAUUUUUCGCAGAGCUACCAGACCCAUUGCUCACUAAAGAACAGAGCGGCAAUUUCUUCAAGGCCGGGCAAAUAGAAGACGACGCCACCAUGCAUGUUCAACUACAUCGGAUUGUCUUCGAGUUGCCAGACGCUAACUACUUCACUUUACGUGAUCUGCUAUUCCAUUUCAUUAACCUCAGUCAAAUUCCAAGAGUGCGGAUGAACGUCAAGAAUCUCAGCAUUGUUUGGUUCAACAAUCUUCUGGUGAACGAAUAUACAACUCGUGAUGAGCUUGCUGUCCAGCAGCGUGUCAUUGAGGAGCUUAUCAAUGCUGCUCAGGAGAUAUUCAAUCCAAAGGACGAUUAG